GAAAAGGCCUGAUUUCUGUUCAAUGUUUUAUUACGAUGAAAACUGAUCUUGGGAAUGGCUGAACAACCCUGACUUUCCACAGUGGAGUCUCUGGCUUCUUCUGGCUUCUUCAAAUUCACAUCCACAGGGCUGUUGAGUGCAGACUGCAAACACCAUGUCUGACUCGGUAAUUCUUCGCAGUGUGAAGAAAUUUGGAGAGGAGAAUCAUGCUUUUGAAUCAGACGGAUCGAAUAACAAUGAUAAGAAACCAAGGUCACAAGAGAAAAAGAAAGGUGAAGAGUUUCAAGUUGGCUUCUUUGAACUGUUUCGAUUUUCUUCAUCGACUGACAAUUGGCUGAUGUUUGUGGGAAGUCUGUGUGCAAUGCUUCACGGAAUGGCCCAGCCAGGCAUCCUUAUUAUUUUUGGUAUAAUGAUAGAUAUUUUUAUUGAGUAUGACAUUGAAAGACAAGAACUCGCGAUUCCAGGAAAAGCGUGUAUAAAUAACACCAUCGUAUGGAUCAACAACUCCUUCAACCAGAACGUGACAAAUGGAACACCAUGUGGGUUGUUGGACAUCGAAGGUGAAAUAAUGACGUAUUCGGGCAUCUACGCAGGAAUCGGUGCGAUUGUCCUUCUCCUAGGAUACAUUCAAAUAAAAUUCUGGGUCAUCGCUGGGGCUCGUCAAACAAGGAAAAUGAGGAAAAUUUACUUUCAGAGGAUAAUGAGAAUGGAAAUUGGGUGGUUUGACUGCACUUCAGUGGGAGAGCUGAAUUCAAGAUUCUCUGAUGAUAUUAAUAAAAUCAAUGAAGCCAUUGCCGACCAGAUGGCCCUUUUCAUUCAGCGCAUGAUGACAGCCCUCUCUGGGUUCGUGAUAGGGUUCUACAGAGGCUGGAAACUGACCUUGGUUAUUAUUUCUGUCAGUCCUCUCAUUGGGAUUGGAGCAGCCAUCAUAGGGCUGAGUGUGGCCAAGUUCACAGAGUUUGAGUUGAAGGCUUACGCCAAAGCAGGAUCUGUUGCUGAGGAAGUCAUUUCAUCGAUGCGAACAGUGGCUGCUUUCGGUGGUGAGAAUAAAGAGAUUGAAAGGUAUGAGAAAAAUCUUGUGUACGCGCAGCGCUGGGGAAUUAGAAAAGGAAUGGUGAUGGGAUUCUUUACAGGCUACAUGUGGUGCCUCAUUUUCCUUUGUUACGCGCUGGCCUUCUGGUACGGCUCCUCGCUAGUCCUGGAUGAAGAAGAGUACACACCAGGGACACUGGUCCAGAUUUUCCUCUGUGUCAUAGUAGCAGCUAUAAACUUCGGCCACGCAUCUUCUUCCUUGGAAGUCUUUGCCACUGGGCGGUCAGCAGCUUCCAGUAUCUUCCAAACAAUAGACAGGCAACCCGUCAUUGACUGCAUGUCAGAAGAUGGAUACAAGCUGGAUCGAAUCAAGGGGGAAAUUGAAUUCCAUAAUGUGACCUUCCGGUAUCCUUCUAGACCAGAUGUGAAGAUUUUAAAUAACCUCAACAUGGUCAUUAAACCAGGGGAAAUGACAGCCCUGGUGGGAUCCAGUGGCUCUGGGAAGAGCACAGCCCUACAGCUCAUUCAGAGGUUCUAUGACCCCUGCGAAGGAAUGGUGACUCUGGACGGCCACGACAUUCGCUCUCUGAACACCCGGUGGCUGAGGGACCAGAUUGGGGUGGUGGAACAGGAGCCGGUUCUGUUCUCUACCACGAUCGCAGAAAAUAUCCGUUAUGGGAGAGUGGAAGCAACGAUGGAAGACAUAGUCCAAGCUGCCAAGGAGGCCAAUGCUUACAACUUCAUCAUGGCCCUGCCACAGCAAUUUGACACCCUUGUUGGAGAAGGAGGAGGCCAUAUGAGUGGUGGGCAGAAACAAAGGGUGGCCAUCGCUCGGGCUCUCAUCCGGAAUCCCAAGAUCCUGCUUUUGGACAUGGCCACCUCAGCGCUGGACAACGAGAGUGAAGCCAGAGUACAAGGAGCACUGAAUAAGAUUCAACAUGAACACACAAUUGUCUCAGUUGCCCAUCGCCUAUCAACAGUCAGAGCUGCAGAUGUGAUCAUUGGUAUGGAACAUGGAGUAGCCGUGGAAAGAGGCACCCAUGAAGAACUGUUAGAAAGGAAAGGUGUCUACUUCAUGCUCGUGACCCUGCAAAGCCAAGGAGAUGAACCCCAAAAAGAAAAGGAUGUAAAGGAAAAAGACGCAACUGAAGGUGGUACACUCGAGAGGACUUUCAUCAGAGGGAGCUAUCGGGAGAGUUUAAGAGCCUCCAUCCGGCAACGUUCCAAGUCUCAACUUUCUAAUCUGACCCACGACCCUCCGUUGGCUGUUGCUGAUCAUAAAUCUACUUAUGAAGACAGCAAGGACAAGGACGAAGAGGUUGAACCUGCCCCGGUGAGAAGGAUUCUGAAAUUCAAUGCUCCAGAAUGGCACUACAUGUUGGUGGGAGCCGUGAGCGCGUCUGUGAAUGGGGCGGUCACACCCAUCUACUGCUUCAUAUUCAGCCAGAUCCUUGGGAUUUUCUCAUUCACCGAUAAAGAAGAACAAAGGUCAGAGAUUUACAACAUGUGUCUGUUUUUUGUCAUCCUGGGCUGUGUAUCCGUUUUCACACAGUUUCUGCAGGGUUAUACUUUUGCCAAAUCUGGGGAGCUCCUUACGAAGAGGCUGCGUAAAUUUGGUUUCAAAGCAAUGUUAGGACAAGACAUUGGCUGGUUUGACGACCUCAGAAAUAACCCUGGAGUACUGACAACUAGGCUUGCUACGGAUGCCUCCCAAGUUCAAGGGGCUGCUGGCUCUCAAGUUGGGAUGAUGGUCAACUCCUUCACUAACAUCGCAACGGCCAUACUCAUUGCCUUCAUCUUCAGCUGGAAGCUCAGUCUGCUUGUGCUGUGCUUCUUCCCCUUCUUGGCUUUUUCGGGAGCCCUGCAAACAAAAAUGCUGACAGGAUUCGCAUCUCAAGACAAGCAGGCUCUGGAGAAGGCGGGCCAGAUCACCAGCGAAGCCCUUGGCAACAUCCGCACCAUUGCGGGGAUUGGCGUGGAGAAGAGAUUUAUUAAAGCGUUUGAAGCUGAGCUGGAAACGUCAUACAGAACAGCCGUGAAGAAGGCGAACGUCUACGGGCUCUGCUUCGCCUUUUCCCAGGCCGUGUCGUAUUUUGCCAGCUCUUCUGCCUACAGAUACGGAGGUUACCUGAUAGCCGAGGAAGGGCUGCACUUCAGCUAUGUUUUCAGGACGGCCUCUUCGGUGAUGAUGAGUGCAACAGCUGUUGGAAGAACCUUCUCUUACACCCCAAGUUUUGCCAAAGCUAAAAUAUCAGCCGCACGCUUUUUUCAGCUGCUAGACCGAAAACCUCCAAUUAAUGUCUACAGCGGAGCAGGUGAAAAGUGGGACAACUUCCAAGGGAAGAUUGAUUUUAUUGACUGCAAAUUUACAUAUCCUUCACGACCAGAUAUCCAAGUUCUGAAUGGUCUCUCGGUGUCUGUGGAUCCAGGGCAGACACUGGCUUUUGUUGGAAGCAGCGGCUGUGGCAAGAGCACCAGCAUUCAGUUAUUGGAGCGGUUCUAUGACCCUGAUCAGGGGAAGGUGAUGAUAGACGGUCAUGACAGCACAAAAGUGAACAUCCAGUUCCUCCGUUCCAACAUUGGAAUUGUUUCUCAGGAGCCAGUGUUGUUCGACUGUAGCAUCCUGGAAAACAUCAAGUAUGGGGACAACACCAGAGACAUCUCCAUGGAGAGAGUCGUAGCUGCCGCGAAGCAGGCUCAGCUGCAUGACUUCGUCAUGUCACUCCCGGAGAAAUAUGAAACUAAUGUUGGAAGCCAGGGCUCUCAACUCUCUCGAGGGGAGAAACAACGCAUUGCUAUUGCUCGGGCCAUUGUACGAGAUCCUAAAAUCUUGCUACUAGAUGAAGCCACAUCGGCCCUAGACACAGAAAGUGAGAAGACUGUGCAGAUCGCCCUGGACAAAGCCAGAGAGGGUCGGACCUGUAUUGUCAUUGCCCACCGCUUGUCUACCAUUCAGAACUCAGAUAUCAUCGCUGUCAUGUCCCAAGGGGUGGUGAUUGAAAAGGGGACCCAUGAAGAACUGAUGGCCCAGAAGGGAGCAUACUACAAGCUAGUCAGCACGGGAGCCCCCCUCAGUUGACCCUACUCAAGACCUUCACCCGCAAGUCCAGGAAGGCUGCAGGCUGUUGUACUGAUACAGAGCAUCGUAAACCUUAUACAGAUAUCGCCAUUCGCUGGGACCCAAGCUAAUUUUGAGUGACCUUCAGUGUAAUAAUUCAGUUUGACAUGUCUGUGUAGAAAAGAGAGAACCCAGGGUCAGAGUGAGUGAAAAGCCAAGGUCGGGCAGCUGCUUGCCUACCGCUGCCCUGGGUGGGAGGUGAUCCCUGAGGCAGGAUCACUGAGAGGGCCUGAGGCAGGAUCACUGAGAGGGCCUGGGGUCUGCCUCUUGCACUUGUGACAGCUCCUUGCACAGAGAGCCUGCGUGUACUCUCAGCUGUUGCUGGAGUCAGAUCAAGGUCAAGGCCGAAGGACAAAGGCUACUGGUAUUUCUUGAUGAAGUUUUGUUUGUUUUCUGUACAGAAGCAGAUCCAUUUACCUCUAAUCCUGCGAAAGGAGCCCUUUCACAUUCUGGAGUCUCUCAGGCUUGGGGAGGGAAAGGUGAGCUAAGGGGUAGCAGAGGUUACCAGUCAGGUGUACUGACUUAGACUGAAGACUCGGGUGUUGGUGUUGCUGUGCCCUACAGUCGGAUCUGCCAGUGUGGAGCGGGGACUCUCUCGCAGGACUUCUGCUAUCCCUUCCCUGCCCCGCGUUGCCUGAUGUCCCUUAUUCCUGUGAAAUCCUGAUCAUAGAAUGGGAAUGCAGCAGCUUCUGAAGCUGUUACAUAAUAAUCUAGUUAAAUGUCGUAGAAAAACACCCCUGGUUGUCAUUUUCUUCAGAAUACCACUAAAUACCACUUCUUACUGCAUCAAAGGAGGCAUGAAGCCUUAGGAAUAAAGAAAAUUUCAAAAUGAUGACAGGAAAAAAAAAUGGUGAGCUAAAUUUGUGACAAUGGAUUUCAAAGACAAGAGGAAAUUGGCAUGCAGUCUGUUCAUCAGGAAGAGCUUGUAGACACAUUUCCUACCACAGACCCCUGGAAAGGCUAAGAGACAAAAGUCUCGGGGUCCUUUUGGAAGGAGGAGUCAGAGGGAUAAAUGAGCCCAAAGUUAGAAGAAUGGGCUGAAAACCUGUGUAAAUCUUGUGGGUGCACAGCCCACUCUUGCAGCAGGCUGGUAGCCCUGGUUCAGGUCCUGAAGGACACUAGCUACUGCUUCCCUUGCCCACAGGCAGGCUUGAGUAUAGGGACAUAAGCUACGACUGAAGGGGUGAGUCCUGUACAAGAGCCGAGGGCCUGGGUAUAAGAUUAUAGAUGAACAGAAAAUCUUGUGGCUGCCCUGUCUGGCAGUGAUCAAAGAAUUACUCUCUGGCUGGAGCAAUUGGUCAGUAUAAAAGCAGAAGAUCUAUGGUCUGAUGCUAGGAAAAUUCCCAAGGAAAAUUUCCCGUCCACACACAGUUCUACCAUGAAGUCCAACAGCAUGCAUCCACUGAGUGUGCUGUUUUCUGGCUGUUCGGUGUCUCUCUCAGGAGGAGACAGACUGGCUAGGAUUAGUAGAAUACACUUUAACAAGUAAAGCAACCACAACAGGGCACCAGGAGAUAGGAAAUGACAGCUAACAGACAAAGCAGAGAUUAGGGAAACACUGAGAGAGAGAGAGAGACAAGAUAAUUCCAGCUAUCCAAAUAAAACUAGGGCUCUAUGAAAAUGACCACACAGAAACAUGUGCAUGCUGGCACA
Microtus ochrogaster (prairie vole) is the source of this 5803-nucleotide messenger RNA. RefSeq names its product ATP binding cassette subfamily B member 11 (gene Abcb11). Gene Ontology annotation, molecular function: ATP hydrolysis activity; ATP binding; ABC-type oligopeptide transporter activity. The record is from RefSeq and is a predicted model, not a curated record. Lineage: Eukaryota; Metazoa; Chordata; Mammalia; Rodentia; Cricetidae. Gene Ontology annotation, biological process: oligopeptide export from mitochondrion. Gene Ontology annotation, cellular component: mitochondrial inner membrane.